CGUGCCUGAUGCCUGUGUUCAGGCGACCGCUUUAAAUUUUUCGAUUGUGUUUUUAUAAACUCAUUUUAAAAUUUUCUAUUAUUUAUAUCUAGGUAACAGGUUGAACUUAUUUAGAAUAUCAAUUCAGAUGGUCGCUUUUCAUUAGUAUUCAGUAUGGUGCCAAAAGGCAUCGUGUAAGAAAUAACCAACACUGUACACUACUAAUUCCCGACAACUAACGACGUAGCUGUACUACGUUUAAGUUUUACUAUCAUAGGUGGGUCGUGAACCAACAUGGCGGAAGCGCAUUCUGCGGUCGCGUUCUCGUUCGCGAUCACCCACGACGGUUGGGACGUGAACUUUGACCGCGAGGUCCUCUACUUGGUGUGGGAGUCGGGGUUACGCUCGUGGAAGAAGCGACUGGCUCGAUUCAGGAACAGCAUACAUAAUGGCGUGUACCCGGGGCAUCUCCAGUCGCUGUACUUCCUAUGGACCGUGCUGGUGGCGGCGCAUUUCGCCGGCCUCAAUAUACCAUUUGGUUUGGUGCAGAAAGCCUUGACUGUACUACCGAGUACGUCGGCGAUGUGGCAAGUCAUCGCCUGUCUCUUGGCCGCCCUGGCGAUGUGGUUGUCGGUUAUUUUUCUGAUGCGGUACGCGCUUAAACUUCUGCUUAUGUACAAGGGCUGGAUGUAUGAAUCUCGCGCGCCCGGUUCGAGGGUGUCUCUGAAGACGAUGCUAUGGGCCAGCGUGGUCAAGGUGCUAUCUGGCUGGAACAAACCUCGUCUCUACAGCUUCCAAGGGUCACUGCCACGACUGCCGCUGCCGAACGUUUCUGACACGAUGCGACGGUAUCUAUUGAGCGUGCAACCACUCUUGAAUGACGAGAACUACAGACGUGUUGAAGGCCUUGCUAAGGAGUUCGAAGAAGGAAUUGCGGUCAAGUUGCAGAGAUACCUGGUCCUCAAGUCAUGGUGGUCAAGCAACUACGUGUCAGAUUGGUGGGAAGAGUACGUGUACUUACGCGGCCGGUCACCGCUGAUGGUGAACUCCAACUUCUACGGCACUGACACCCUGUUGAGGCCGACCCGCUUGCAAGCUGCGCGAGCCGCUACCAUCAUACACUACUGUCUGUGCUUCCGGAGACUCAUCGAGAGGCAGGAGCUAGAACCGAUAAUGCUCCAAGGCAUGGUGCCGCUUUGCUCGUGGCAGUACGAGCGGCUGUUCAACACGGCGCGGGUGCCGGGAGUGGAGCGGGACCGCAUUGUGCAUUACCAGGACUCGGCGCACGUGUCUGUGCACUGCCGCGGGAAGUACUACAAGCUGGUCGUGUACUCGCGCGGCCGCCUGCUGAACCCGGCCGAGAUACAGAUCCAGUUGCAACAGAUACUGAACGACGAAUCGGAGCCCGCGCCGGGCGAAAUGAAGAUCGCAGCGCUAACUGCCGGAGAAAGGUCGCAAUGGGCGCACGUCAGGCAAACUAUGUUCCAACGUGGACACAACAGAACAUCGCUUCACUGCAUCGAGCGGGCCGCAUUUCACGUGUCACUAGAUGACUCGGAAUACGGCUUUGAUGACCAAGACGUGACUCGGCUUGACAACUACGGCCAUGUGUUGUUACACGGUAAAGGAUACGACCGCUGGUUCGACAAGUCCUUCAAUCUCUGCUUCAGUACCGACGGCUCUGUUGGCUUUAAUACUGAACACACGUGGGCGGACGCACCCGUUAUGGGCCAUCUUUGGGAAUAUGUUAUCUGGUCGGAAUUAGAAUACGGAUACGACGAAGCAGGAAACGCACGUGGCAUAGUUGCGGCACCCCCGCCACCGCCCGUACGGCUAGCGUGGGAUCUAUCUGAGCCAUUACUUGCGGCAGUUGAUAAUUCGUACCGCGUCGCCGAAGCGUUGCUUAAGGACCUGGAUUUGCGCAUCCUCAUGUUUACUGGCUACGGAAAAGGUUUUAUGAAGAGUUGCCACAUUUCGCCAGAUGCUUUCAUCCAAAUGAUACUUCAGUUAUCAUAUUUCCGCGCGGCGAAUCGCUUCUGUCUCACCUACGAGGCGUCUAUGACGAGGUUGUACCGUGAAGGUCGUACUGAGACUGUGCGUUCCUGUACUCUGGAAAGCUGUGCUUGGGUUGAAGCUAUGCAGGAUCCUACCACAUCGGUCGAAGAACGCGUGAAACGUUUAAGGGCGGCAGCGGCUCGUCACCAGUUGGGCUACCAAGACGCCAUGGCCGGGCGAGGCAUUGACAGACACUUGUUCUGCCUUUACGUCGUUUCCAAGUACCUCGAAUUGGAGUCCCCAUUCCUGCAGGAAGUGUUCAAUGAGCCCUGGCGCCUGUCUACCAGUCAGACGCCACAUGGUCAAACAAGCCUACUGGACCUCAAAAAGUACCCGAAAUGCGUGAGCGCGGGCGGCGGGUUCGGACCGGUGGCAGACGACGGUUACGGCGUGUCAUACAUCAUUGCGGGCGAAGACACUCUUUUCUUCCACGUGUCCAGCAAAGUUAACUGCCCAGUCACGAGUUCAACCAAUUUCGUGCAACAAAUCGAGCAGUCUUUGAAAGAUGUUCGCGAUCUUUUCGCCGAGUACAAAAAACUGAACAACGGCGUCGACAAGAAGAAAAACAAAUAGUGUGCGCUUUGUUUUAGGCUAUAGUAUAAUUUUAGAUAGAUAUUGUGCAGUUUUGUUAUUGCUUUAGUUGAUAUUAAGUUUGUUUUAGAUGUUAAGGAUAUUGUGGUGUUAAACAGACAGAAGUAAACAUUCUUGUAAAACCGUUCUUAAAGAUUUUACAUUUAUUGUAACGUUUAAACUGUGAUUUAAUUUGUAAUAUUAAUAAUAAUAAUAAUUCAUGUCUCUAACAAGGUUUUAACUCGCGGGAGUCAUAUCCACUAUACUCUCCGACGUGUAUUUGGUCAUUAAUCAUGAUUUCGACACACACACGAAAUGCAUAACUUCUUGUGGGUUUUAAUGGUGUAAUAUAAAUGUUUUAUUAUUAUAUAACACUUUUCAAUAGUAUUCUUGGUGUAUACGUAUAAGACAAUUAUCAACAUAAUAGUUGUACAGGAAUGUUUAGUUUCUGCGAAAGAUCAGAUUAUAGAAAUAAAGUCGCUUUUCCACUGGAGCUGAGACGCGAUGCUAAGCUAUAACAUUAGACCUUUGUCACCAAAUCGGUGUAGUGGAGAGUAAAGAUGUGCGAGCGAUAUUUUCAAGUUAAAAUAAAGGACUCUGCUGUCCAUUCUCCUUUAUAUCCCCUAGUCUCGUACAACACCCGCGGAAAGGGGAGGGGUGGUGAGAACUGUAUUCUGAACUGCCGUCACCACGCUUGCACAUCUCGAACGCACAUCUCAAGUUUGCGUGAGUAAUAACAACUCAGUUGGAUCCUACUCCACCACACUAAGCUUAAAAUGGAGGAAUGCUCUAGGUCAAUUUCAAAAGUAUCCAGCAGCUCUAAUGGAGAGGCACUAUUAGACCCGUUAUUUAACAA
Molecule: messenger RNA, 3460 nt
Organism: Pararge aegeria (speckled wood butterfly)
Lineage: Eukaryota; Metazoa; Arthropoda; Insecta; Lepidoptera; Nymphalidae
Gene: whd
Product: carnitine O-palmitoyltransferase 1, liver isoform
Exons: 17
Coding region: 274-2607 (777 amino acids)
Biological process (GO): carnitine metabolic process; fatty acid metabolic process
Cellular component (GO): mitochondrion
Molecular function (GO): carnitine O-palmitoyltransferase activity
Source: RefSeq, a predicted model, not a curated record